AUGCCCGGUAAUGUUCGUGUCUUGUUGUUCUUGCUGAUGCUCUCUUACGUGUCGAUCCUCAGUGGGGACGGAAGACUUUCAUCAGUUUCUUUUAAUCACGCAUUGGUCCGAGAGUUGAUACUGAUUACCAUAGGUCGCGAAGGAAUGUCGGGUAGCACAUCCCAGCACUGGAGUGAUAAUCCGAUACGAGCAGUACCCCGAUUGGGUAAGAGGCCAGCAGGUAAAAAGAGUAUCGUUUUUGAAGAAAUCGUGCCAGUUGCUGGCGAUAAACGUGCAGCCCGGCCGAGGACCUCGUCUUACUCGUCAAGUUCUCUCAAAUAUGGUUCGAGCGACGUUCAUCAGCAGGGAACGGAUGGAAUCCAUGAGGAGGGAUUCAUCAAGGGUUACAUCGGUCGAGUGUCGGCGCUGCUCGACGAAACGGAUGGUGUUAGUCCGUUGACGGAUGACAGAAACCGAACCGAUUCGUGGGGUUCACUUCCGGCGUCUGACCCAUUUCUGGUUCUUGCAAGCGUCUCCAAGGAUCCUAGGAAAAGUUUUGAAUCGGAAUCGAGGGAAGAUGAGGUUGCGUACUUCCUACAGAAAAUCUGUUAG
Notodromas monacha is the source of this 591-nucleotide messenger RNA. The record is from the annotation of a GenBank genome assembly. Lineage: Eukaryota; Metazoa; Arthropoda; Ostracoda; Podocopida; Cyprididae.